Dibothriocephalus latus is the source of this 423-nucleotide messenger RNA. The record is from the annotation of a GenBank genome assembly. NCBI's taxonomy places the organism in Eukaryota, Metazoa, Platyhelminthes, Cestoda, Diphyllobothriidea, Diphyllobothriidae.
AGUCUUCACGACAGACUGCAGAAACUCUGUGCUCGCAGGAGAUCCCUGCGGGCCUGCCUCUUCGCCAAAGCUACGCCCACCCCCGUCGUUACGCGCUGCCUCAAGAUGUCAAGGGACAUUGACCUCUUGGGCGAGGCCCAGGCGAGGUACGAACAACUGGAGCGUGAGUGGCGAGCCACCGUAAAGCUGAUUUCCCCGCUGGAUCCAAUCAAAAAUUAUUUGGCGGCUGUUAAAGAAAAGUUUGGUAAGCGGGCCAACCUGAUGAGCGAGAUAGUGGAAAAAAUGAGACAGACCCAGAAGCCAUUGCUGGGUGUCUUUCCAAUCAGAAAUUUUAUAACCGACUACAGUGCUGAUACCCAAAAUACUGUCAGUCGGAUAUCUUACUUGAGUGCAUUGCUAGAAAGGGCCGAGAAAAAAAUGUGA